Fusarium coffeatum is the source of this 432-nucleotide messenger RNA. RefSeq lists its product as uncharacterized. Gene Ontology annotation, biological process: clathrin-dependent endocytosis; protein transport. The transcript has 2 exons. Gene Ontology annotation, molecular function: clathrin-cargo adaptor activity. Lineage: Eukaryota; Fungi; Ascomycota; Sordariomycetes; Hypocreales; Nectriaceae. Bases 1 to 432 code for a protein of 143 amino acids. Gene Ontology annotation, cellular component: intracellular membrane-bounded organelle; AP-2 adaptor complex. The record is from RefSeq and is a predicted model, not a curated record.
AUGCUUUCUUUUAUCCUCAUUCAGAACCGACAGGGCAAGACUCGUCUGGCCAAAUGGUACGCCCCUUUUAGCGACGAGCAGAAGAUUAAGCUCAAGGGCGAAGUCCAUCGUCUCGUUGCGCCUCGCGAUCAAAAAUACCAAUCCAACUUUGUCGAAUUCCGCAACAAUAAGAUCGUCUACCGCCGCUACGCCGGUCUCUUCUUCUGCGCCUGUGUCGACACAAACGAUAACGAGCUCGCCUUUCUCGAAGCUAUUCACUUCUUCGUCGAGGUCCUCGAUGCCUUUUUCGGAAACGUCUGUGAGCUCGAUCUUGUCUUCAACUUCUACAAGGUCUAUGCGAUCCUCGACGAAGUAUUCCUAGCCGGCGAGAUCGAGGAGACGAGUAAACAAGUUGUGCUCACGCGGUUGGAGCAUCUCGAUAAAUUAGAAUAA